Molecule: messenger RNA, 3729 nt
Organism: Clavispora lusitaniae ATCC 42720
Lineage: Eukaryota; Fungi; Ascomycota; Pichiomycetes; Serinales; Metschnikowiaceae
Product: U2 snRNP complex subunit
Biological process (GO): mRNA splicing, via spliceosome
Cellular component (GO): nucleus; U2 snRNP
Molecular function (GO): protein binding; U2 snRNA binding
Source: RefSeq, a predicted model, not a curated record
AUGUGGGGCCAUAUACACUCCCACAAUCCAUCAAGUAUGCAUCUAAAUACUCAUCGCCCAAGCUAUAGAGUUCCAAAGACAAUGCCACCAGGAAAUGAUUCUCUCUUCUUAUACAAUUUGACUCUCCAACCACCUUCUCUGGCACAUAAAUCUUUAGUGGGCCAGUUUUCUGGUCAAAAGAAAACGCAAGAAUUGGUACUUGCUACUUCUACCACAAUCGAAAUCUACAGACCUGAUACAGAGAAAGGAAAAUUGAGAAAGUUGAUGGUUCAACAUGCAUUCGCUAUUGUUCAAAACAUAGACAAAAUACGUUUGACGGGGACCCAGAAAGAUCUCCUAAUUAUUACAUCAGAUUCUGGAAAAGUGGUGGUGGCUGAAUUUAAUGAAGCCUUAUCUAAGUUUGUCCCCAUAGUUCAGGAACCACAUUCAAAGAAUGGACUCCGAAGGGUUACUCCAGGAGAAUAUUUAUGUGUGGAACCAGACAACAGAGCGGUUAUGAUUGCUGCUGUGGAACGAAAUAAACUAGUCUAUAAAGUCGAGAUGCAAAACGAAAGUGGCAUCCUUAAACUCUCGUCUCCUUUGGAAAACACCUCAAAAAACACAUUGACGCUCAACCUAUGUGCAUUAGAUACAAAUUAUGAAAACCCACUUUGGGCUGCUAUUGAGAUUGACUAUCUGAAUUAUGAAAAUAGAGAAUACGACUCUCAACUGUCACCCCUUCAGCUCAAUUAUUAUGAGCUAGAUCAGAGUCUCAAUCAUAUCAUUUUGAAAAAAAGCAAGCCUGAUAUCGACGCAUCUGCAAACCUAUUAAUUCCUCUUCCUGCUCCUGCUGGUGGGGUCUUAAUUUGUUGUAAGUCGUAUCUCAUCUAUGAGCUGACACCUGGAGGCACUAGAAAAUAUCUCCAGUUUCCAGUAAGACUGGAUACUUCUGAAGUAGUGAUAACAAACUUUUAUGUCCACAAGCUUAAAAAGAAAGAGUUUUUUGUUUUGGUCCAAUCGUCGCUCGGUGAUCUUUUCAAAAUUACUGUCAGUAUCGAAGGGGAAACGCUUACGGCAUUUUAUGCUACCUACUUUGAUACCAUCCCAGUCUGCACAAGCUUGAACAUCUUCAACAGCGGCUUUUUGUUUGCUAAUUCGACUGAUAAUAACAAGUUCUUCUACCAGUUUGAAAGCCUUGGCGAAGCAGAUGACACUACUACACUGUCAGUAAGCGAGAAGUCUGAUUUUCCCACAAAAACUUUCUUUGACUCACGAGGAUUGAAAAACUUAUCUUUGGUGGAGGUUUUGGGAUCUCUUUCUCCUCUAGUUGACAGUACAAUGCUUGAAACAUACUCAUCCGAAUUCCCAGAUCCACUUAAACAACUUGUCACACUUGCAUCUAAUUCAUAUAUGAAGACUUUGACCUAUGGUGUCCCUGUGUCUGAAUUGGUUUCUUCGCCUGUACCUAUCAACCCCACAUCUAUUUUCACAACCAAGAUCUCCAAGAAAUCCAUCAACGACGACUAUUUGGUUCUCACUUCAUCGCUUACAAUGAAGUCUAUGGUUCUUUCUAUAGGCGAAGUUGUGGAAGAAGUUAGUGAUUCGGGGUUUGCUCUUGAUCAACAUACAAUCGCUGUUCAACAAAUAGGUCAGCACUCUCUUGUUCAGGUCCACAAUAAUGGUAUUCGUCACAUACGUAACUUUUUCGACGACUCUGAUAACGUGACGAGCAAGAGGGAAACAAAUUGGUAUCCCCCUGCUGGAAUUGUUAUUCUUCAUGCUAGUACCAACAACGAGCAAGUAUUAGUUGGCUUAUCCAAUAGAGAAGUCUGUUAUUUUGAGAUUGAUCCAGCUGAUGAUCAGUUAAUUGAAUAUCAAGAGAGACUCGAAGUUACAGGAGGCUCCAUAACCGCCCUCGCAUUGGCUAGUAAGUUUGUUACAGAAGGGGACAGAAAGAGUAAUUUUGCUGUUAUUGGUACGUCAGAAGAAACCAUUCAAGUCAUUUCUUUACUUCCAAAGACCUGUUUUGAGAUAGUAACAUUGCAAGCACUUUCUGCAAAUUGCUUCUCACUUUUGAUGAUGCCAUUGGAUAAGGAUAACUAUUUUGUACACAUUGGGAUGAUAAACGGAGUAUACGCUCGUGUGAGGAUAGAUGUCGUCUCCGGAAAGCUCGGCGAUUCUAGACUUAAAUACCUCGGGACACAACCAGUAUCUCUAAGAAGUUUGGCUUUACCUAACGUUGCCCUGUCGGGUAUCCUAGCAAUUAGCUCGCGGCCAUGGAUUGGGUACUUCAAUAAUGAAUCCAACUUCAAAUUAACUCCUUUGAUUGAUAUCAGUAUUAAAGAUGGUUCAGCUUUUUACUCGGAAGAUAUUGGAAUAGAAAGUGUGGUCGGAAUUCGCGAUGGAGAAAUCACCAUUUUCACUGUGGGUGGUGAAGAAGGGGAGGGAUUCGAUGUAACAAAUGAUUUAACAAUAAGCCUGAUAAAGUUACGGUAUGCUCCUAGAAAGCAAUUGAAGGAUUCUCUUACUGACUAUUUUUUCGUUAUUGAAUCUGAGUUUGGUGUAAUCUCACCAUACCUAGAAUCCAAAGAAGUGGAUGCAGAAUAUUUCGAGGUUUUUGGAUACAAAAAAAAAGAAAACCUGUGGGCAUCUUGCUUGCAGAUCGUUGAUGUCGCUGGGUCUGGAAUAGAAUACACUCAUGAAUUUACUAACAACGAAUGCACUAUUUCGUUAGCCAGCAUAAAAAUUAGAGACGAGGAAUAUUUAAUAGUGGGUACAACAGAAAACUUAGUCUAUUCUCCACAUUAUUAUAGUGGGAAUUCCAUCUACACCUUUCGGAUAAAAAGGAACGCCAAAAAGAAACCUGAACUCGUUUACUUGCACAAAACUACUAUUGAAUUUCCUCCUUCAUCAUUGUGUGCUUUCAAUGAAAAGUUGCUAGUUGGAGCUGGUAAUCAAUUGAGACUUUAUGAUGUUGGUCGCAAACAACUCCUUCGCAAAACUUCGACGAAAAUCGAUUUUUUAAGGCGGAUCAACAAGAUUCAGCAUAUUGCAGGCGAUGUAAUUGUUGUAUGCGAUUCUAGCGAAUCGGUAUCUUUUAUGAGGUUCGAUCAAACAAAAAAUCAAUUCAUUGCUUUCUGCAAUGAUACGGCAAAAAGACAAAUCACUGCCUUAGAAGUACUAGAUUCUCGCACAGUGAUAGCCGGUGAUAGAUUUGGAAACAUUUUUGUUAGCAGGAUUCCGAAGAACGUCGCAGAGCAAUUAGAAAAUAAUGUCUUGAUGAAGUUUGAGGAGGAAACAUUAGGUGCAUCAAGCUCAAGGCUCGAUAAGCUUUGUGACUUUUAUACUCAAGACAUUGUAACUUCUUUGCAUAAAGGCUCAUUUGUUGUUGGGGGCUCAGAAAGCAUUAUCUAUACUGGUUUACAGGGUACGGUGGGCAUUUUACUUCCUUUGGCUACUACACAAGAGGUUGAUUUAUUAAUGAAACUUGAAAAUCUGCUCAGAGAUUAUUUCAAUGAUUCAUUUGACGACUUUGAUAACACAAAACAGGGAUUCAACUUAGUGGGUAGAGAGCAUUUAAAAUUUAGAGGCUACUAUAAUCCAGUCGAGAAUGUCAUUGAUGGCGAUUUUAUCGAGAGAUUUUUCGAGUUGAAUCCAAGUGCCCAAGUCAAACUAGCAGGACGAUUAGAUAAAAGUCCAAGGGAUAUCGAGCGGAAAAUUUACGACUUAAGAAAUAGAGCCGCUUUCUGA